AUGAGGUCUCUGCUGUUGCUGCUGCUGCUGCUGCUGCAGCAGCAGCAGCAGCAGCAGCAGCGGCAGCGGCAGCGGGCCCAGCCCCAGAGCAGACCAGCAGCAGCAAGAGCAGCAGCAGCAGCAAGAGCAGCAGAAGAUAGAAAAAAAAACAAAAAAGGAGACAAAGGAGACAGCUGUAAGAAGCAGCAGCAGCUGCUGCAGCAGCAGCAGCAACAACAGCAGCAGCUGCAGCUGCUGCAGCUGCUGCUGCGGCUGCGGUUGCUGCCCGAACAGCAGCAGCAACAGCAGCAACAGCAGCAACAGCAGCAACAGAAACAGCAGCAACAGCAGCAGCAGCAGAAACAGCAGCAGCAGCAGCAACAGCAGCAGCAAGGGUUUUGGCUGCCUAUACACCUCAUCGCUAAGAAGCAGCAGCAGCUGCUGCUGCAGCAGCAGCAACAACAGCAGCUGCUGCAGCUGCUGCAGCUGCUGCUGCGGCUGCUGCUGCCGGAACAGCAGCAGCAACAGCAGCAACAACAGCAACAGAAACAGCAGCAACAGCAGCAGCAGCAGAAACAGCAGCAGCAGCAGCAACAGCAGCAGCAACAACACAGAAGACAGCAGCAACAGCAGCAAGAAGGAUGA
Eimeria mitis is the source of this 624-nucleotide messenger RNA. RefSeq lists its product as uncharacterized. The coding region runs from base 1 to 624 and encodes 207 amino acids. The transcript is spliced from 5 exons. The record is from RefSeq and is a predicted model, not a curated record. NCBI's taxonomy places the organism in Eukaryota, Apicomplexa, Conoidasida, Eucoccidiorida, Eimeriidae.